This is a messenger RNA of Scheffersomyces coipomensis, 900 nucleotides long. It is a transcript of the gene NRG1, whose product is annotated as Nrg1p. The record is from RefSeq and is a predicted model, not a curated record. Bases 1 to 900 code for a protein of 299 amino acids. Gene Ontology annotation, molecular function: RNA polymerase II cis-regulatory region sequence-specific DNA binding; DNA-binding transcription factor activity, RNA polymerase II-specific. Lineage: Eukaryota; Fungi; Ascomycota; Pichiomycetes; Serinales; Debaryomycetaceae. Gene Ontology annotation, biological process: regulation of transcription by RNA polymerase II. The transcript has a single exon.
AUGUUUGUUGUUAAGCAAUCGAAUCAUCAAUAUCAAGAAGCAUCCUCAAAUGUAUCUUCAAGACAAGGUUCAUCAUCAUUGCCUUCGUUUAAUGAAUUAUUAACUUCCAUACCUUUACCAACUGAGUUCAGAAAUAAUUCAACUACAAGUUCAGCUUCUGGUUCACCUUAUAUACAGUAUAAUGGUAUUUCAAGUCCACUUGAUCACCGUAGAUACUCAAACAGUACUCCACCAAUUCCAAAUGGUAGUCAAUCAACCACUUCACAACCACAACCACAACCACUACCACAAACUACAUCGCAACCAUCAUCUGUCAUUAUACAACCACUCCCAAUAUCGGCAACCAUGGUAGCAGUUGUUAACCCUCCAACAUAUCAAUAUAAUCCUAACCCAUAUCAAUACCAAUUUUUACAAAGACAAAGCUCUCAACAACAAUUAAUGGCAUAUCAAUAUGUCCAACCUCAACAACAUUUUACACAACAACAGCAACAACCAAAACCAAUGUCAAUAAAUACUGCCACUUCAACCGCAUUAAGUUCGCCAUCAUCUGUUCCAUUAACUUUACCAACUCCUCCAUCUUCAAGCAACUCACAUAGAUCAAUGGUGCGAUCAAAUUCUAUGAAUAGUAUCGAUAGUGAUGGAAUGUCUUCACCAACAUCUGUUAGCAAAGAUUUAAAGAGAAAGCAUAUUUGUAAAGUCUGUUCCAGAUCAUUUACAACUUCAGGUCAUUUGGCACGUCAUAACAGAAUUCAUACCGGGGAAAGAAAACAUGUUUGUCCAUGGCCUACAUGUGAAGCUCGUUUUGCUAGACAGGAUAAUUGUAUGCAACAUUAUAAAACACAUACUAAUGGUAAAAACAAGCGUGCCAAAGGUGUUAAGAAGCCAUUGAUGAGCUUUUAA